This is a messenger RNA of Liolophura sinensis, 2009 nucleotides long. RefSeq names its product toll-like receptor Tollo. Gene Ontology annotation, biological process: signal transduction. The transcript has a single exon. The record is from RefSeq and is a predicted model, not a curated record. Gene Ontology annotation, cellular component: plasma membrane. NCBI's taxonomy places the organism in Eukaryota, Metazoa, Mollusca, Polyplacophora, Chitonida, Chitonidae. Bases 1 to 1821 code for a protein of 606 amino acids. Gene Ontology annotation, molecular function: signaling receptor activity.
AUGCUGGCUCACCAGCUGACCGGGGAACCGAAGUAUUCAGAUGAAGUGUCACUGGGCUGGGAAAAUGACUGCGUGAGGACUGGACCUCUUAUUGACUGGAACCCAGAGCCGCCCUCCUAUAACUGGUCACAGCCUAUGAUUCAAAUUUCGUGUCGGCUUACGCACGGUUCUCUGGCCCUGUCUGAUUUCCGGACUUGGAGCAAUGGCACUGACGGACAGCCCAUCGUACUGAAGAUCCUCUGUGUUAACAAACUGAACACUUCCCUUAGCUUUCCUUGGCCGUUUAAGGCACCUCGUCUUAUAUACCUGCAAAUUGUUAACUGCAGAAUCCCUGAUUUUUAUUCAGAAUAUACCACGGAUUUUAAUGAUUUACGACUGGAUUUUAGGGUUCUGAUCUUAAAGAAAGUAGACACCACCUUAACAAUGACCCAGUUAUACGAAAGGACUCAAAAUGUUUUGAACAUUUCAAAAGAUGUCGCUUGUUCCUCGGAAAAGGUGGAGAAAGUUGUGUUGGAAAAGGUAACUCCGACUUUCAUUCCCGACGAUCCGAAACUGGUGUCAAGGGCAGAAGAAAUAUUGAUAGAUUGGAUCAGAAAAAGAAAACUUAUUCCAUACAGAUGUCAGUACAAAUAUCUGCAAUAUUUCGAUGAAAGCAAAAAUGACAGGUACAGUCGCCCGCCUUUGCAUCUCGCCAGCCAGCAGUUAACUUCCGCUUUCCCCCGGCUUCUGCUAUACAACCUCUCGCAUGCAGACUACAAUGUCUUACCCAAAGGACUUGAACGCUGGCGAUACGGGUACCCAAGUUUGCGAUAUCUGGAUCUGAGAUGGAAUAAUAUCUCAGAUUUUGUCUUUAUAGAUUACGGAAGGAUUGCUGACGGUGUUGGUGAAAUAGACCUGAGAUAUAAUAAUAUCUCACGGCUUACCGCGGAGAACGUUCAAACACUAGCUGAUCUCAAAACUGCCGUGAUAAACUUGAGGAACAACCCCCUGUCGUGUGAUUGCUUUACCAACGAGCACCUGUUCAAGUUACUGAGGGACAAUCCACGGUUGGCAGGGAUGGGGCUGGGGAAAUAUGAGUAUAUCAGGAACAUAACCUGUGCCUACCCGGAUCGUUUGGUCGGCGUGCCAUUCGGUGUCGUGACCGCAGAAGACAUACUGUGUGAGGAAACUGCCCUACCGGUAUAUGUGACAUUCAUCAUCAUCGCGUCUUCUCUCACCUUCCUCUUAUUCUUCCUCGUCUUUGCCUCUGUCUUCGUCUUCAGAUAUCGCAAAGAAAUGGUCAUUUUACUGUACACUCGCUGCGGUAUUGUGUUCAGCAAACUUGUAGGAGAGAAGAAACCCUUCGAUGCCUUCAUAUCGUACAGCAGUAUGGACGAUAACUGGGUGUUGAACACCCUUGUCAGGCGACUGGAGAACAAAGAGAAAGGUCCCGCCUUCAAACUUUGUGUUCACCAUCGGGAUUUUGAGGUCGGGGAAUCCAUCGCUGAUAAUGUCGUUAAGUCCGUGGAGUCAAGCCGUCACACCGUUCUCGUGUUAUCUCGGAAUUUCACGAAGAGCGAAUGGUGCAUUUACGAGUUUCGCACGGCCAUGCAUCAAAGCUUGAUCGAGAGACGUCGCCACAUGGUGAUCAUUCUGCUUGAAGACGUACCCAAAGAGGAACUGGAACCAGAUCUGAGGAAGUGUCUGGAAACCGUCACCUAUAUCACAGUCGGAGACAGAUUUUUCUGGGACAAGAUAAUCUAUAGUUUGUCCGGUGGAGUACGGCAGGGCGACGUGAAAGCAUCGAACAAAGCGUCCGUGUUUGCUGGAUAUGAAAUAUAGACUGCAACCAUCAACUGAUUGCAAAUCAAGUGCACUUAAAAUUUAUAUUUUCUUGCUUUUCACAACGACAUUAAAAUUCGGGUGUCAACCGAAUUAAAAUUAAUUAGAAAUUAGAAUUAAAAGUGUCAACGAUACCGGUAGCCGAGCUAUUAUAGUGGCAUCUCAAACUAAGGUUAUAUUCAGGUUCA